AUGGCAAGCUUCCAGCACCCUUUCCAAUGCGUGAAGUACACCAAGCAACAGUCUUCAGGCUCUGUGGGACUCUUGGUGGCUUCAGCGGGGCGGCGUCUUUACUCGUAUUCCGCAGUCAAUGGCCAAUGCCUGGACGCAUGGCCCAAGACUGUAGAGUCGAGCUCCGAGUUUGCUUCCAAUGACCAAGUACCUGCGGAGAAGAGGAGAAAGAUUUCGCCAGCUCCCGACGCUCAAAAAGAAGAAUCGAAAGAGAAGCCUUCGACCAAAAAAUCCUCGGGCAAUCAAUUGCCAGAGUGGACCAACAUUCCUAUUCUUCUAACCUCCUCCGAUGGCAAGCAUGUUGUGGCCCUAACUGCCGAUGACAAAUGCAUUCGAGUAUUCAGUUUGAGUGGAGAUGGAAAACUAGAUGAGAUCAGUUCUCGGACGAUGCCCAAGCGCCCAAGUGCGUUGGCCUUGACACCUGAUGAACAGACCAUCUUAUGUGCUGACAAGUUUGGGGAUGCUUACUCCUUGCCUCUGAUUCCUGGGGAGUAUACUCCUCGCGUGGAGGAGGCAAAGGCUUUUAAGCCUGCUGCUACAAAUCUCACUGUGCACUCGCAGCGCAAUUUAGAAACUCUAAAGAACCAAAUCACGCAGUUCGAAAAAGAGGCUCAAAAGUCUGCUUCGAAAAAUGGCAACACGGAUGAAACAGUUGCGUCUGGUUUCGAGCACCAGCUAAUUCUGGGCCAUGUUUCCUUGCUCACCGACCUGAUUGCUGUGUCUUUGCCCACGGAUGCAUCUGUGAACCGAAGCUAUAUCUUGACCGCUGAUCGUGAUGAGCACAUCCGUGUGUCACGCGGUCUUCCUCAGUCGCAUGUCAUUGAGAAGUUCUGCCUGGGUCACACUUCUUUUAUCAACAAGCUUUGCGUCCCUUCCUGGGCCCCGCAGUAUCUCAUUUCCGGUGGCGGUGACGACUUCCUGCUCCUAUGGAUGUGGAACGAGGGAAAGGCGCUUCAAAAGGUCCCUCUAGAGGGUGUGUCCCAAGAACCUGAAAUUAGUGUUCGGGGCAUCUGGGCUGUUUCGGCCGAGCACUCUUCAACUCUCCUCUGCUAUACUAUCGAGGAAGACACUCUCAAGUACCAGGAUAGCAUCCAGCUCUCGGGAAACAUUCUGGAUCUAGCUGGUCUUGACUCGCGGGGUUCAAUUGUUAUCUCGGUAGACAAUAUCCGAGAAUCCGGCUCGACAGAGGCAUGGAAGAGCGGCCCCGAAGUACCCCAAACUCUGCUUGAAUGUUUCCAAGUCACUACGGAUCAGGGAUCGCUGAAGUGGAACUCAGCAGAAGACCCAUUGGUGGCCAACAUCAAUGCCGCUGGCACCUCGGCUAUUGCCACCGAUGUCGAUGACAAACAAAAGAAGGCACUCGACGGCGUGCUGUACAGUGGGGGGAGUUCUUCGGAAGAAGCAGUUUGGUGA
Penicillium waksmanii is the source of this 1452-nucleotide messenger RNA. It is a transcript of the gene trm82, whose product is annotated as putative tRNA methyltransferase. The transcript has 3 exons. Gene Ontology annotation, biological process: RNA (guanine-N7)-methylation. Gene Ontology annotation, cellular component: tRNA methyltransferase complex; cytosol; nucleus. The record is from RefSeq and is a predicted model, not a curated record. Bases 1 to 1452 code for a protein of 483 amino acids. NCBI's taxonomy places the organism in Eukaryota, Fungi, Ascomycota, Eurotiomycetes, Eurotiales, Aspergillaceae. Gene Ontology annotation, molecular function: protein binding; tRNA (guanine(46)-N7)-methyltransferase activity.